Molecule: messenger RNA, 2161 nt
Organism: Oncorhynchus masou masou (cherry salmon)
Lineage: Eukaryota; Metazoa; Chordata; Actinopteri; Salmoniformes; Salmonidae
Gene: upp1
Product: uridine phosphorylase 1
Exons: 8
Coding region: 170-1126 (318 amino acids)
Biological process (GO): nucleotide catabolic process; uridine catabolic process
Cellular component (GO): cytosol; cytoplasm
Molecular function (GO): uridine phosphorylase activity
Source: RefSeq, a predicted model, not a curated record
UUUGUGGCUGUGAUAACUAGUGACAACCCAAUGUCAGUGACAAGUUCCUUAGCAAAGCUUUCAAUUACUGCAUCUUAUACAUUUACGACAUUGCAGAUAGAUAUUUAGGAAACGGGACGCAUCUAACGCAGCAUCGUACAUAUGCGAAUCAUCCACCUGCUACAGGAAUAUGGCACCAGGACCAGGUUUCAGUGAUGAAAAGAAUGAGACAUUGUGCGAGAGUGAAAGUACUGUCUAUGUGCAUAACCCACACCUGGAUGGGAUGAAAGAUGACAUUCUCUACCACUUUAACCUGGGGACCUCCACACACAACCUGCCUGCCAUGUUUGGCGAUGUCAAAUUUGUGUGUGUUGGGGGCAGUCCCUGGAGAAUGAAGUCCUUCAUAGAGUACAUUGCUGGAGAGCUGAGUCUGGAGGACCCCAAGGCUGAGUACCCCAACAUCUGUGCAGGAACUGACCGCUAUGCCAUGUACAAGAUUGGCCCCGUGCUGUCCGUCAGCCAUGGCAUGGGUAUCCCCUCCAUCGCCAUCAUGUUACACGAGCUCAUCAAGCUCCUCUACCAUGCUCGCUGCACUGAUGUUACCAUCUUUCGCAUUGGGACCUCCGGUGGAUUGGGCCUCGAGCCUGGCACGGUUGUUGUCACCAAGCAGUCAGUAGACGCCACCUUCCUGCCCAGGUUGGAGCAGGUCAUCCUGGGGAAUACUGUGGUACGCAGCACGGACCUGGACCAAGGUCUGGCUGAAGAGCUGCUCCAGUGUAGCAAGGACCUGGGUCAAUUUGAGACGGUCAUCGGAAACACUAUGUGCACAAUGGAUUUCUAUGAAGGACAAGCGCGUCUGGAUGGGGCCUUCUGCUCCUACACAGAGAAGGAUAAACAGGACUACUUGACCAAGGCCUAUGAGUCUGGGGUUCGGAACAUCGAGAUGGAGUCUUCCGUGUUCGCUGCCAUGUGUAAACUCAGCGGUCUGAAAGCGGCCGUGGUGUGUGUGACGCUAUUGGACCGUCAGAAAGGUGACCAGCUGAUCAGCUCUCAUGAAGUUCUCCACAGCUACCAACAACGUCCUCAGAUACUGGUCGGUUACCUGAUCAAGAAGAUGCUCCAAACCUCAGCCUCUAGCAGAAGCUAGGCUCUUAGCAUUCUGAUGUCAUGUGACUUAUGAAAGGCCUCUUGUACACAGAGUAUACAAAACAUGAAGAUCAUUCUCCUAAUAUUGAUUUACCCCCCCCCCCCCCCACAGCUUUGCAGUUCUUGACAAAAAAACAGUGCUCCAGGCAUCUACUACAUAACCCAUUCAAAGGCAGGUUUGUCUUGCCCGUUCACCCUCUGAAUGGCACACAUAGACAAUCCAUGUCUCAACUGUCUCAAGGUUUAAAAACCCUUCUUUAACCCGUCUCCUCCACUUCAUCUACACUGAUUGAAGUGGAUUUAACAUGUGACAUCAAUAAGGGAUCAACACUUUCACCUGGAUUCACCUGGUCAGUGUCCUGGAAAGAGCUUAAGCUUAAUGUUUUGUAUACUCAGUGUAAGUGUAAUUUAGGGCAGCGCUGAUUCACAGUCAUUCAUUCCAUAUAGCCUGGCUGCUUUCACUAUGGAUUUUCACAAUCAUUCUCAAUAGCAAUCAUUGACCGUAUAGAAGCCAAAUAUAUAUAUAUAUAUCUAUCAUAUCUAUUGUUUCUGGAUUGUAGCUAAGUGUAACCACAUUAGUAUAGUAAUCAUGAAAAACAUCAAACACACCUCUUACCUGACACUACCUCUGUUUUUAUACCAAAUAAACCAAUGCUGGGUGAAAUAAAGUAACUUGUUCCAUAAGUUGUUGCUUUGUGUAACAUUACAAAAUAUAUUAUACACAGUUUGUUUUUUAAACUUUUUUUAACCCCAACCCUUUAAAGAUUAAAUGUUUUGUUUUAAUUCACCAGUAUGUAUAUUUUAGUUUUAUAUGCUGUAGCUAUGGUAACGAGCAAGUUAUGAAUAUUAAAGAUAAGACUUCUCUGUACAUCUUUAGCUACUUUGAAGACUUAUCGACACUGCAUUGUACUGUACUAUCAAAUGUUGCUCUGAAACCAUAAUCAUACCUUCAACGUGUCGUCCUGAUACUGAGAUAAUAUGUAACUGAGUGUCUAAUGUCACCUAAUGAGUAAUAAAACCACAAAUACUGGAAGCA